GGCUUCUCGAAGGCCAUGAGUGGGUUUGUCAAACUGGGUCUGAUCAACAGCGAGCCCUGUCCCAUCCUGAAGCCAACUUCCUCUCCUGUUUCCUGGAAAGCUCUCCUCUGUAAGCAGAUGGGAUUGUCCUCUUCUAUUUCCCAUGAUGCCUUUGAAGAAGCCGUAUUCGAACACAUCGGAAAGGACGACUUUGUGAUGGACACCCUGAGAUGGUUCGGGAUGCUGAGCGAGGAGUCGGUGGUUCACGCAGACAGCGUUCUGGCCGCUCUGGCAAAACACCUGGAAGCCAAAUUAUCAUUCGAUAAGUCUGAGCGAGACAUGAUCAUCAUGAGGAACGACGUUGGGCUCCGCCAUCCGACCGGCGAGCUGGAGACCAAACACAUUAGCCUGGCGGUGUACGGAGACCCCAGCGGCUUCUCCGCCAUGGCCAAGACCGUAGGAUACCCAGCAGCCAUUGCAGCCCGCAUGGUCCUUGAUGGUGAAAUCAUGACAAAGGGACUCGUGGUUCCGAUGACGAAGGAUAUCUACGGGCCGGCGCUGGCCUGCCUGAAGGAGGAAGGACUUCACUUCAUGUCCAAGAGCACCCUGCAGGAGUAAAAGCCGAACCUCCAGAAAGAGCAGAUCAGUAAUCACUAUAAAUAAUACUCAAAAAAACCAGAGAACAUUUAAAGAAUAACACAUGCAAUCAUCGGCAUAUUCACCAACUUUAUCCAAAGGUCAAAAAUAGGGAAAAAGCCAAAAAGUUCAAAUGUUGCGAUCCCCAGAAGUAAUUUUGUAUUGUGUUAAAAUUCAAUGUUAUAAUAAUUUGGCAAAGUUUUAAAACUGUUUGUAAGUUUUAGGUCAGAAGCUGUAAAUCUGCAGUUUAAUAUUAACAUUCUGAGUUUGUCUACCGUGUCAGAGAAACGUUCUUCUGUGAAGAUGUGUGAAAGCUCGCCUUUUAGACGUUAGAAAUUUAAAGCACAGUUUCUCAUUCAACUACUGUUGAAACCCGUCUUCCUGGUAAACUAUUCCUGGAGACUUAAUGGUUAAGUGUUAAAUUGUCAGUUGUUUAACCCGUCAUGCAAUCAUAAAUCUGCAAAGUUUUUAUUGGAACACGAAUGUAAGUGAACCUCUCUGAGUUCUAACAGUCUUUUAUUUUCUCUCCAUCACCUCAAACAGCAUCUAAUAUCUGCAUUAAUUAAAAACCCAAUACAAACCCAGCUCAAUACUCUACCGACCUUCAAACUGUGAUAACCUUCAACAAAAAAAACAUCACCUUAGUUACAAACUCAUUUUGCAUAUUUUCUUUCAAGCAGUCAUGGAAAUAAACCAGUCCAACAUCAAAUCCAUAGAAUACCGUUCACGGCUCCCAUUCACAGGUCAUUAAUGCAUGAAAUAUAGUGAGUGAAAACUAAUGAAGCUAAGAGCCGUUAGGAAUGAUUAUUUUCAGCUUGUUUGAACAGGAUCAUGAGUUAAUCGUUUCAUUUUGUUGGUCAGAAUUUGCAACGUGUGCAAUAUGAUCAACUCACAGUCUCAAUAUCUGCAAUAUAUCUAAUAAUAAUAAAACAAUAUCUUUUAUGCACUUUAAAUAAACAAAUCAUCGGGCAACAGUUCAAAAGUAUGAAAUCAGUACCUAAUGAUCACCACUUAUUAGAUUUUGUUCAGCAUUUCUGGCUCGUUAUCCAGAAAUAAUGAUUUAAUUAAGCAGUACUAUAAUUCAAAAAAUACCGACGACCCCAUGUGGAGGAUUCAAAAAUGUCUGAUUCCAAACCACAUAAUGAUUGUAUCAAAAACUACACUUUGGUAAAGAGAGCACCUGCUUUUACCUGGUUUGACCAUUGUAUUCUUCACGAAAACUUUUGCCAUCUGAAUGAUUUCAAAUGUAAUAUAAUCCCAUAAAAGUUACAAAGUUCAGUUUUAUCGUAUUUAAAAUGAAGAAAAAGUUAGUGAAGCUAACGUUAGUUUGUCUUGUCAGUCUGUGAAGCUAAUGUUAGCUUCACAGACUUACAAUAAAAACUAACAUUAGUUUGUCUUAUCAAGCUAACGUUAGUUUGUGUUGUCAGUCUGUGCAGCUAACGUUAGUUUAUCCGUCCGUCUUUGAAGCUAACGUUAGUUUAUCCGUCAGUCUUUGAAGCUAACGUUAGUUUAUCCGUCAGUCUUUGAAGCUAACGUUAGUUUAUCCGUCAGUCUUUGAAGCUAACGUUAGUUUAUCCGUCAGUCUUUGAAGCUAACGUUAGUUUAUCCGUCAGUCUUUGAAGCUAACGUUAGUUUAUCCGUCAGUCUUUGAAGCUAGUGUUAUUUUGUCCCUCAGUCUGUGAGGCUAACGGUUAUUGUUAGCUCACGUGACAAAAGUCUGAAGCGUUCAACAUUAACGUUCGGGGUAUAACAGCUUUUAGUUACAUUUGUAGACCUGACAUACCUGCAGUUUGUCAGCACACCAAUUACUGUAUGCAGCUGUUAUAAUUACAUUUAAUACCACUUUAGAAUGCAAUGAUUACUUUUGAAUAUUAUAAAGUAAAGUUAAGUUUAUCUUGUGUGCAAAAUUGAUAGUUUCUUCUAUGUAAAGCUAGCCAAGUUUACUAAAAAAAUUGGGGGAAUUUCACAAGUGAGUAAACAAAUUUCAAGUGAUUACUUUCAUGUAAAAACAAGAAACUAAAUUUAAAUAAUUAAUAAUAAUAAAAAAAAUUGAAUUGAAUGCAAACUUAUCUUGUUUUACUGUCGAAAAUAGUUAAAAUGUUAGUGAGAAAAAAUAUAAAUGUGACCACCAAAAAAUGUAUUAUCUUUAGAAUACUAUUUUUUAACUCAUGAUCUUGAUUCGUUAGCUGAAACAUGAUCAGAAACAGCGGCCCUCAGAGGUAGACAUUUUUAUUUGAGUUGUUUUAAAGGGUCAAUUCUGUAUUUGUGGAACCUAAAGUUUCCCAGACUGUAAUAUUUAUUGUCUGCGCCAUGAGAAAUAUUUAUUUUAUUUUUUGUGGGGGGGGUGGGUCACCUUGUAAACGGUUUGUUACAUGCUUUAAAAAAAUACCCAGAGAGAUAUUUUAUAAGUACCUGAGAUAUAUUUUUAAAAGUAAUUUUAUGUAGUUUGUAUGUGGGCCUCCAGAAGGUUUUCAAAAGCAGCGUGUUAUUUGAUAUUUUGGAAGAUUUGUAGGUUUGAAUCUGAAAGAGAAGAGAGAACAAAAUGAACACGUUUGUGAUCUAAGUAUUGGUUUUAUUUUCUCCUGGUAAACCUGCAACGUUGUUUUGUCCUUAAUGUUUCAGCAGACAUUUAUAUCAUUCAUGAUUACAAAACACUAAUUUCUUUGUAAAAGCUUGUUUUAAUAGAACAUUUUGCUAUCUAAAAAUGUGAAAAAAAGUUACAUGAAUAAAAAUGAU
This is a messenger RNA of Anoplopoma fimbria (sablefish), 3351 nucleotides long. RefSeq names its product alpha-aminoadipic semialdehyde synthase, mitochondrial-like. Gene Ontology annotation, cellular component: cytoplasm. Gene Ontology annotation, molecular function: saccharopine dehydrogenase activity. The record is from RefSeq and is a predicted model, not a curated record. NCBI's taxonomy places the organism in Eukaryota, Metazoa, Chordata, Actinopteri, Perciformes, Anoplopomatidae.